UUUUUUUUAAAGAGAAACUGAAAGAAGAUUAGAAAUCAAUUUCAUAUGUAAAACUAUAAAAGUAUAAUGUAGAGUAGAGCAAUCUUUUUAAUGUUUUACGGCUUGAGCUUUUUCAAAUAAUGUUUUACACAUAAUUGUUACUCUACUAGCGUAGUACUAGUCAAGUAGAAGCGUCUGAAUCGUGUAGAAGGACUAUAAAUUAUAAAUGUUUUAAUUUUAAUCACAACAAACUAAACUCCACUGAAUCAGUGCAAAGUGCAAGCACUACAAACUUCAACAGUGUAGUCUACAGCUUCAGUGCCAGUGUGAAUUUGAUUCAGUGUUGACUUUGUCUGAAUGUUGAUAGCAGUGUCAGUGGUGAGAGGUGAGUAGGCCUCAAUUAACUCAAUAUACCAAUACCCCAUUUUACUUUCAAUAUUUAAAAAAAAAAAAAAAAUUGGAAUCCCGCUACUGCUUGGGCUUGAGAUUUAAUAACAACAAAAUAUAUAAUUUAUAAUAUAAUCACAUAGUGGGCUUAGUGGCUUUACUUUUAGGUAUGGCAUGGAACUUGGUCUUGGACUUGUUCAUAGUAAUCAUAGUCAUAGACUUAAGACACCCAUAAUAUGGAGCCCACAGGAAUUUUUCAGAAAAGGGGGGGGGGGGGGGGGGUGGGUUGCAACAAACUUCGUACAUUUUUUUUCAUAAUAAAAUAUAUGUAUGAAAUGAAAGCUAAAGAGUGUAGGCCUAUGUCUAUGUCGCUAUACUAUGUAGGCCUAUUGUUAGUAGCCUACUUUUUAAAACUGAGUUUUUACAAACAUGGAACAUAUCUUCACUCUUGUCAUUUGAGUUUUUAGGAUUGCUACGAUAUUAUAAUUGUCCUACACAGAUACAAGGGCUCUUCAUCUCAAUGUUAACUAAAGCCCAAGAGUCAAGUCCACAGAUGCAAGGGCUCUUCAUCUUAAUGUUAACUAAAGCUAUUGCUGAGUAUAUAGAGAUAAUCACAAGACAUACAAGAAACAUAGAAGAAAAACAUGAACACAAUUGCUGGCGAGCAUCUGGUAGCAUUUUACCAGUGUCAUUGGUUACCACUUUGUGCAACUGAUUGCAUAUCAUCUUGAAAUUCUCCAUGAAAAAUAUGAAUGCUUAAAUAUUUUGCGGACCACUGAGUUAAACUUAACAAUGGAAUGUUAGGUAUUAAUGACCUUCGUUUUUAUGCUUUCUUGAAAAACUAAAUUUUGAUAGUUUUGAUUGUACCAAUGGCAUUAUGCACGUGAAUAGCUGAAUUCAAAUCAUUAACCACCAGAUUUAGUUUAUGCACAGAGCAAGGAAAAAAAGGUGCUUUUGGAAAAAUCGUGCGCAUUUUAGUCUGUACACCGCCUUCUUUUUCUGCCAUUGUGGAACAGCCGUCAUAUCCUUGUCCAAGUUAUUUUGUCAUGUCCAGACCAAAUUGAUUGCAGUGAUUCAUAAUAGCAUCUGCAAUAGCAACUACUGUCAUUUGCUUCAAUGGCUGGAAUCCGAUUAAUUCUUUACGCACUUUAAAUGUUCUACCUACCUUGUCUACAAAACAUACCAGCAACAACAAUUGUUCUGUUCCUGAUAUAUCAGCUGUUUCAUCUACUAAUACUGAGAAUCCUAUAGAAUUGUUUGCUGAUGUAAUAAUUUGUUUCUUUAUUACUUCCUCACAUAUCUCUAUCAGUUGAUUGUGGAUGAGUGAGAAGCAUAAUUAGUAUUAGCAACGUGCAUUUAUUGCAAAUAUGUCUCCAGGUCUUUGUUGCCAGAGGUCUUUGUUGCCAGCCUCCACUCUAAACUGAUCAUGAACAUUUCCACUGUCACUAUUUUUACCACGAAUGUCGUGUGCUCUGCAGAAAAUAACUGUUGAUAAUAUCGGCAAAUCUUAUUAGAAAUCUUAUUAGAAAUCUAAAAUCUUAUUAGAAAUAGACUUGUCUAUCUGAUUUAUCGGAUAUCUUGGUCUGAAUUCCUAAUGAUGCUCAAGAAUGCUUUUGCAUCCUGCUGAGCACCUUUAUGUGAUUCACAUUUCACAUGAUUACGAGCACCUUGAGGAAAGUCAUUUUAUGCAGUGAAAGAUGUUGCUAUAAAUGGUACAUGGUACACGGUUACAAUAGAAAAUAUACAUACUGAACCUUUAAGAUGACUAAAAUAGGCAAACCAUGGAGAGGACUGAUCAAACCAGGCAUACCAAAUACAACGUUAUUUGCCAGGUCUGUCCUUAAUGAAAUUGUAUCUAGCUAUUGGUCAGUAUGGGUGUGUGAGUAAAUGAUAUUUUAAAACAUUUGACAGUUGAGAUGUCAACUGAAUAUUACGACCCAAAUCAAAAUAGUUGAUUGUUAUAUCACAGAUAAAAUUAUUAUGUGUUGAUAUUUCAGUUUUUAAAUCUGAGUGAUGCAGACAGCUCUGAGAACCACUGUAGCACCUUCAAACUCCUGCGAGUCUGAAAUGGUCAGGUCACUGCUUUUAGUUUGUUAUUCAACUUGUUGUUCCUCAUUUGUCACUAUUUUUGAUGUAGACACAGUUGUUAGGUUACAUGUCUUACACUCAUCAUCAUCAAAUGAUUUCUUUUGUAAUUUAGCCGGCUUCUCAGUCCACAUGGCACUUAAUGUUUGAUGCUGCUUAUGUGUAGGUCUGUCUUUGUUAUCCAUAAUAAUUUUACUGGGAUUCAUAAGUCUAACUGUCUAUCUCUAGGUUUAUCUUUGACUAUGGCAAGUACCACUGUGUCUAUCACUUCAAAAUGACUGUCCACGAGUCUCUAUCGUCUCUGCUAGAAAUUCAGGAUCAAACACUUAAUUCAUAACAUUUCAUUCUUUCAGUUUCCUAUUAAAAACACUGUAAUCAUCAAAAUAAUGUAGAAAGCUACAAUGCAAAUGUGCCCUAUGUCAUGUCACCCAGUAUGUUGUUGGUAAUAAAUUCUCACUGCAUCACUUUGUUCAACGUAUUUUUAAUACCGUUUCUUCAGAGUAGGCCUAAAAGUAUUUUUAACGUCACAUGCCACCAGAAACAAUGCAGAUACACUUGUCAAAGCCACUAUGCAUUUGCAAUACUAUGGUAACUUCAAUCACAUUAAAGAUAACUUGACCUCUUCUUCUUCCAAACAGGGAACUCAAGUGAAGCAAUUUUUUUUAAAUAAAAAAAAUCAUUAAAAAAAAUAAAUUAUGCUAGUGAAAAUGAGAAUAAGUUGGUAUGUUGUAUCCAUCAACACUUUGGUCUUUUUUAAAGCAACAAAAAAUUGCUGUCAUCUAUAGAAUUUCAUAUUAAUUUGUAAUCAUCUUCACUUUCGCUCAAUGUUUAGUUUUUUCAGGGCUCAAUAUUUAUAAUUUUGGUCUCUCCAAAAGAACCUGGAGUCACAGGGUGCAUGAAAAUAGUUCAUUUGAUUAUAGAAAAAACAAACAAAAAACGUUUUUUGCCCUACUAUAGUAUAAUUCUGGGUUUAUAAUGUUGUACUUAUAUAGAUGAUCAUUUUUUUUUCAAAUUUAAAAUCCAGAACAUUUAAAAUUGCUUUGGCAACAUGUGUGUCAGAAAAUUACAACUACUAAAAGAACUCUUCUGUCUGUGAGGUGCCCUUAUGAAAAAAAUAUUAUUGUGAUGCAAAUUUGGAUGCAAUAUAUAUAUUUUUAGAUGAGUUAUUUGUUUAUGCCUGGGUAUCAGAUGGGCUCUAUAUUAUAAAAAAAUUAGUCAUUUUUUAUUUGGAAGUCUUUAACUGUACUGGUUACAACUCAUGACUCACCAGGACCGGAGUACAAAAAAAACCUUUACUGUACUGGUAAAAGCAGUAGGAAUAAUCAUCAGUUUCAUAAUUCUACUGCAGUAGGGCAUCUAUUUUUUGAACACCAAUUACCCACAGAAUCUGUUUUACAAACAGAAAUUGUCUUUUUAUUAUUAUUUUUUUAUCAUCAUACGCAAUGUGCAGGGCAUAGAGCAUUUGUGAAAGCAAAGUGACCUUGGAUUUAAUUCAGUCUAUCUAUUUUUGGAAACUAACAUUAGCAAAAAAAAUUAAAAUUUCCAGAACUCACAGGUUUUUAUACAAAUAAGAUGACCCUUCACUUAUACAAAGGCUACUUACAAUGAACAUUAAAACAGUUUUUCUCAAUGUGGGCUAUAUGGUCCUCCAGGGGGCCACAUUUCUUGGAUUCCUCAAAAAUUUUGAAAAUGAAAGGACUUAACAUUUUUAUAAGUUUUAAAAAAAAAUUAUUGAUAACAGGAAAGGGGCCUCAAGCAAAAUAUGUUACGAAAUGCUGCAAUAAAGUACUGUAAUUAUAUAAUAGUAAGGAAAGAAUAUUUUGUGUUUUUUUGCACUAAAUUCUUUAGUGCAACCCAUCCAUGGUAGUGUUUGGUUUAUUAAAAUUUUUUCAAUCUGAAAUAGCCCCAGUCCCAAUUAGUUCGGAAAAUUGAUGCUUCGUUGUAUUUUAUUUUAAGUAUAUGAACAAAUUGUGGCAUAAUGAGUUAGCAACUAUUAAUUAAAAACUCAUUUGAUAAAAAUUUAUUGAACUAUUUUGUUAAGCUCAUUAAGUAAAAAUAUAUAAAUAUUAAGGACAACUUAAGAGAAAUGCAUUCUUCCUCAAAAAUAUUAUAAAUUAUAUUUAUUUAUUUUUUUUCUCUCUCAGCAGUGAAGAAACGGUUCAUUUAUUUGACAGCAAAACUAGAAUUUUUAUGACCUGUAUGUGGAAAAAUAGAAGCAGAUAAAAUGUCAGAAAUGGAUCAAAAUAGUCCAGAAGAUAUGGCAGCUAUUACGGAAUGCAUUAAACAAACACUCAUCAAAUAUUUACAACCAGCAGCCAUAAAACAAAAAUUUAUUUCUCUAGGUGAGUAACUAUAGAUUAUAUUUUACUAAAAGUUAAACAAACUCCAGUUACAUUAAAAUUAGCUUUUUUACAACCAGCAGCCAUAAAACAAAAAUUUAUUUCUCUUGGUGAGUAACUAUAGAUUAUAUUUUACUAAAAGUUAAACAAACUCCAGUUACAUUAAAAUUAGCUUUUUGACAGGACAGAAAAUAGGAUUACUUUUAUCUAGAAUAUCUAUUCAUGAUACUCCCUUAUGUAAAUAUGUCUUAGUAACAGAUAAUUGAAGGAUUACGCUUUGUUCAAAUAGAACAGAUGCAAUAAUUAAUUAAAUGUUUUUUUUACCCGGCAGGUUAUUUUUGGCCAGCGAGGCACUAGCAAAGCUGUUUUUAUAAAAUAUAACUUUAUCCAGGAGUUCCUCAUACUUUAUUAUACUUAGAAUUAGAAUGUGGAAAAGUUAUAGUUUCAUUUAUUGUUCAUCUAUUAUUAUAAUACUUUCAUAAUGUAAUAAAUUAGUUGUUAGUAUAAAUAAAGGUUUUUUUCUGUUUUGCAAUAUCAACUUAAAAUAGGAGUACCUAGAUUUUAUAAAGUCUUCAUGUGUGACUUGGACACAGUUUUAAAACAUAAAAUGAGCUAACUUCAGUUUGGACAGCCUUCAACUUAACUAUAAAAACCAAAAAGAAUCCAAACUAAAUUUAUUUUAAAUGUCCAUGACAAGCUAGUACUAAUAAUAUAAAGCUUUUCAAUUUUUAGACACACUUAAGCUCAUAGAGAUAACACUAAAAGAGAAGCGUAACUUCUAGAAUAUUUUGUAAUGAUUACAUUUGUAAAUUAGGAUUUUGUUUUCAGCUAUAGUGAUACUAGGGAUACCAGUCAUGAAACCAACAUUCCUAAUCAUAAAGUUACCUAGGUUAUUGGUUAAUGAUGCCAUUAAAUUAGAAGUUAAAAUAAAAAGUUUAUAAAUAUAAAAGUAAAAUAAAGAUUUCUAUGUGUUACACUUAUAAAUAAUGCUCUGUCACUUAUCCUCUUAUUUGAAAUAUGUUUAGGGCAUACACAAGUAUCCCACGUAGUAACAGCGCUCAAAGAAAGACAAGAAUCAGCCGAAGACUUACUUACCUGGAUUCUGGAGAGUGAUGAGAACAAUGAACUUAUUAGUGCAUUUGUUGAAGCCUUAAGAGACAUAGGCAAAGAAUCAAGUAAAAUUUUUACUUUCUUAUGUUAAAAAAACAAAAACAAUUCUAUUUUGCGUACACUGAUGCAAAUCAUAAUCAUUAAUUGCUACUCAAACAUUUGCAACACUUAGUGCAGCAAAUUAAUCCGUUCAUUUAUUCAAUAUGUCAAUUUGGUUUUCCAAACUUACUGGCCUAAACUAAUUACAUAAAAAUAUUAAAGGAAAAAGACUCUACACAGCACACUUCAUCCCCUAAAUUGUUAAUUAAUUCAUUAAAAAAAAUUUAGAGACUUCUCUAAUGACAGAUUUAAUUAUAUUACAAGAGAUAAUCCAUGCCCAUUUCAGGAUGAAAUCACAAGGAUGUUUUGAAUUAACUUAUUUUGGCAUUAUUUUUUUAAACUGUACUUAUCUUUCAUUAUUUUAGAGAAUUCAUCAGUUUUUAUCCAGGCCACUGUCAGUGGUCCAGCUGGUACUGACUUGUUUGUCAAUGAAUAUUUGCCAUACCUGAUUGGCAUGAUUGAUGGCAGUUUGAUUAGGAAACUUACUACAGAUGACUUGCAUAAUAUCUUUGAUCAUAUGGCUGCUCAUAAACUUGUCCUUGAAGUAAGGCAUUUUUGACAUUUUUACAAAUCUCUUAUAUAUAGUUACUUGUGGUUUGACUACUUCCAUUUCCGGAUAGCGUGCAAAAUAUAAUUCACGAUAACUUAGCUAAAUAUUAUUUUAAAAAUAGCACAGCUGCGUUUGGUGCAUAGGAAAAUGAAAUCAUCUCAAUUUAAAUAUGGUGUAAUAAAUAUUCGGUUUAAGUGGUUGGGACAUCAGCAUAUUAAUAUAGUUCAUGGGCAUGAAAUAAAAAGUGUGCAGUGACAUAUCAUGGGGGAAGGGGUGUGUCAAAAAUUGGGAUUUUUAAAUGUGCGUUACUUGAGUUCAUGUAUUGUCAAGUAACUAGUAGCUCAUGCAUUGCUGUCACCAAUGUUUUGUGAGCUAUAAAUAGUACAUUUUAUAUUUUACUAGUUAAAUUUUCUUUGAACAGUUGUAUUUUUAACUUAAAUUAUAUUACUAUGUAAAUAUUUUUAUUAAUGAUUACUUUUUAUAUAAUUAGAACUUACUUCUUUCUCAUACACACACUCUGCAUCUUUUUAAUGAACUGGGGGAAAAAAAGGAUUGUAUGAAAUUUCCAUAGUUUGGGAAAAUGAAUAAAAACCGAGUUAUCCAAGGCAUUUUAAUCUCUUUGUUAAUUAUUAUAGAAGACUUUCAUUUUUGUUGACCUUAUUUUGCAAAAUUUUCUACAACCAAUAACCACACUUUUUUAAUGUUUACCUAAAUUUGUAAAUGUUACAUUUUCAUUUAACGUUUGUGUGUUCAUACAAUUAAAUUUUGUCAAUUACAGAGAGACAGAAAGCGAUGCAAGAGCAGAAGGGAUAACUUUGAGUUCUGCUAUGAAAUGUUUAGGUCAGUUAAGGAUCGAAAUCCUGACUGGCCUUUUGUGUUUCUCAAUGCCGUGAGUUUAAGACGCCCAAGUUUGCUUCAACUGUCUAUAAAUAACGGCAUUCCACCAUCAGAGGAUGGAGAUUCUAAAAAUAAUAAUCAAACAGAUUUGGAGAUCAGAAAUGUUCCAUCAGGUGGCUUGCUAGUUUGAUUGUCUAUAUAGUUUUGUUUUCUUUAUUCACCUAUUUGUAUUUGAUUGGUUUCUUUCAUCAAAUUCUAUUAUACGUUCAUACAUCAUAGUCACACUGAAUUGAACACAUCCUUUUCCAUUAUCAAUGUAAACUUUAAUCCAGAAACAUAUCUAACAGGCUGUACAUUGAAUCAAAGACGUGUACCAGUAUAACACAGUUCACCAUAAGAAGGAGAAUAAUGCGCAACCAUUCACUAUAAAGUUCUUUCAUCGGCCGCUGAACAAAAAUGCACGUACACCAUGACAGACUAUAUACUAUGUCAUAAUUACAAUAAUUAUAAAUCUCCAAUUUAAUGGCGGGAAAAGCAUUAAUUACCUAAACUAUCCAUUAAACACACCGCACAUAUUAAAAUACAAUAUUCUAUGUUCAACAAUUACUUGUGAGUGAAUACUCAUACUUGACACUGUCGAAGGUUACUUAGCCAAACAUCCACUUUUUUGUAUUAUCCAUCUGGUUUUCCUCUACCCUGCAUAUAUUUCUUAUUGCUUUAACCUGCAUUCAGGCCUCCCUGUAUUUCUCUUAGGUUUAGUUGAACAAGUUUUAAAAAAUAAAUAAGUCCCAGAUGAGUAUGUGUAUGAAUCAAUUGUAAAUUUCUAUAAAUUUCAGGUUUGAAAUAAUAUAUCACAAUUAUUUAAAAUGUUUUAAAAAGUUUGAUAAAUGGACCAAUUAUGAUAAAAUUUAAGUGAUUCUAAUUAGUUGGGUUUAAUGGCGGUGAGAAGAUUUGAUUAUUUCUGUAACAUUUAUUAUUUUUCUAAAGUGCAUACCCAAAAUUAAAUUUCAACUUGAUCAGUGAAAGUUUGUUUCAUAUUUCCUUUUACUACUAUUGUCAUGUUUUUGUUAGAUGCAAAACAAAGAAAAGUACAGACCAAAGUUUUUGAAAGUACUUUGAGUGAAGAAGUAAAAGAACCUGAAGCUGAAGGAGCUGCAGUAAAAUAUGAUGAACCACUGAUCCCUAAACCACCUAUUGAAUCUGAAGCACACACGCCUAGAGGUUUUUCUAGUCCUCCAAGUAUAAUGAGCGAUGUAUCGGUAUUAUCAAUCGAAUUAUCAACUGACUAUAUAAAAACACGUAACAGCUCUGGUCAGUAUUUAAUGUAAUCAUUUUUUUAAAGAAUAUAAUUGGCAAAAUAUGAAUAUUAACUUGUUAAAACAUGUUUGAUCCACAAGUUAAUUUUAGCGAACUUUAGCAAAUGUAUUAUAUAAUUAGAUGGAAAGCUAUAAAUGUAACAUUUCAAAAUAGAAAAUUACCUAAACACAGUAUUGUACACUAUUAACUUCCUUCACAUGUUAUAAUUCUUUCAAAACUAUGUCAUUCUAAAUAAUAUGUGUUAAACACUAUUAUUAUAGGUUUCCUUAUCAUAUUUUUGUCUAAUAUCUUUAAUUCCAGGUAAUAAGAGGGAUAUCACUAAUAAGGAGUUGAAAGAGAGUAAUGUAUAUAAAGAAAUGAUAGUAAAUAAAUUCAUUGACCAAGAUAUAAUCAAAGAUGAGUCAAAUCAGAAGACCAAUGGUGGAGAAACUGAGUCUUCAUCAGAAGAUAUGAGUGAUGGAGGUAAUAAUGUUAUUCUGACAUGUAAACAUCCAUUUUUAAUAUAAGAUAUCAAAGUGCAAACUAUUUUAAUCUGGUAGCAUAUAUAUAAUAACGUCAGAAUGUCAUUAAAAACAUAUGACAUUUUUGAAAUCUUUUAGUUGAACUUUGUAACUAAUUGCUACACUCUAGUUAAAAAAAAUCUUGAGCUCACCUUUAUUUGAGCCAAAAGAGCUUUACUUGAAUCAUUUAGCUGACCCUUUCAGUAACUUAAAGAUAUUCAGUCACAACCUGUACAAAAAUUUCUCUUUCUUAAGGAAGCUGGUUGCAUUGGAAAUUUUGUAUAAUUAGUUUGAGAAUGCUUCUUUUGUUAUUUAAAGAACCAAUGAAGCUGAAAUUUCCUUAGUUUCUAGUUAUUUUUUUAUAAUAUGAGAAAAAUUGACUUCUUGAAUGCAGAUUUACACAACUGCCUUCAUUUUACUGUGAUUAAUUUUUAGGGCUUCUUCAAAACAUAUUUACAAUCAACAAAAAAAAUGUGUGAAAAUAUUUAUACAAGUUUUUCUCUUUCUGAAGUGUGUAUACAUUUUUAAGGUGGACUCUGUAUAUAUAGUUAUUUGGUGUACAUUUUAAAAUAGAAAUUUUCAAUUGAUUUAUUUUCUUUUUUGAUUCUAGAAGCUGAAGAUGUCGAUAAAAUCAGGCAACUGACUGAAGCACCACCUCUGGAACUGAGGGAAUACCAGAAGGAGCUGGCAGAAAUAGCUUUACAAGGAUUAAACACCAUCAUUUGUGCACCAACAGGGUCUGGUAAGACCAGGGUGGCCACUCAUAUUAUACUUGAGCAUCUAAAAAAGAGGCGUGAAGGUAAAUAUGGAUUUAAUAUAAUAAAAAAUAGAAAAACUAAGAACAUGAUCUCAUUAGCAAUAGAGAUACAAUUCAAAUACUACAAGAAAACUUGUAAAUCUAAUUCAUUCACAAUCUUCACAUCUUUCACAACCCUCACAAGAGCUUGAUUGUGUCAUGUAUUCGACUGAAAUGACGAGCCAGAUACUCAGUAAGAAACAAACUCUGCUGUGUGUAGACAUCUCCUUGGCACCGGGGCUAUUUCAUUCAACUUCUGAUUAUGUACAAUUAGUUGAUAAUUAAAAAAAUUAUAUGAUAUUGACAAAAAUUAGCAACUUAGUAAAAGUCAAAGGAUUUUUUUAAAAGUUAAAUAUAUUAGUUAAAAAGUAUGUCAUAUUUUAUAUAUAUAAUUGGUUUAAAUGCUUCAUAAAAUAGUUAUAUCAGGGAAAAAACAAAAGAUUUUUUGUCUGUUAUUUAACCUUCAGUCUUUCUUACCAUUAUCUUUUACCAUUAUCUUAACAGCACAUUAUUUAUUUUAAAAAACUUUUUCACACAGUAUCAAUUAGAAAGAUUAUAUCUUAAAUACAUUUAAUUGUGGUUUCUGCUAUUUAAUUAUUUGUCAUGGAAAUAAAUAUGAAUCAUAUAUUUGAAAAGACAAACUGAUUAAAAAUGUGUUUGUUCUAAUUGAUGUUCCAAAAUGGAACAAUUAUUAGGGUUGGUUAUUCUUUUGUUUUAAUGUUUUAUUCAGGAUAAGUGAACUCUUAUUUCACAGUCUUUACUACUGUUUCCAUAUUUAAUAUUUAUGAAUCUUGAUAAUCCCAAGUCACACAAAUUAAGUGAAAUAACCAAAUUGUUUAAAAGUAUUCAUAUUCAAAAAAGAAAAGAUUCGUUUUAAACUUAAGUCCUGGAUGCAACCAGAAUAAAAAACAGAAUUAGUUCAGUGUUUAAGUCUGAGUUCACUUAUGACUUAUAAAAAAAUGAAUCUUCUCUUCUAUUACUAUUAAUGUAAAAUAAAAGACAUUUUCAUAUUCAAACAAGCGAAACAUGUUUUUUUUUACCAUGGAGAAUAUUUCUGUGAGAGAUAUGGUGAAUAUUUUACUCCUAGUUCCCAUUCCUGUCUUAUCAACAUGUCCUAGAAUAGUUAAUUUCCAGACAUCCCCUUUUUUUAAAGACACAUAAUGACAGAAAAAAGGAAAUGAGUGUAACAACAGAAAAAAGAGAAUUAAAUUAAAAAAUAGCACUUAGCUGAAAAGUAGUAUCCAAGAGGGCAGCAAAAGAAUUGUUACAGAAAAUAAGUGGGUGAGAGAUUAGUAUUAUUAUUAGAUAAGUAUUAUUUUUUAAUUUAAUUCUGUUUUUUUUUCUUCUGUUGUUUGUUUGCUGACAAAGGCUUCCUGCUGAAACGUUUGUUAGUUUGUUGCGUUCCUUUUUUCAAGUUUUCCCAUAUUUUGUUUUACUCAUUUCCUUUUUUGCAAACCUUAUUACAGUCUCUCCUCCUUAAUACGAUAAUGAAACAAAAUAUUUAUAUCUCCUAUGUCAAGAAAAAAUCUAAGACUUGAAUAAUAAUUUUAUCAAGACUACCUACGAACAUAAGAUUUAAAAUUCUAGCUUGUUUUGGUGUGACUUCACCCAUAAUAAUUUUUUGCUUUAUAAUUUGUACAAAUUAUAAUCCUCUUUUAACUUUAUUUUUGAAUGGUCUUAGAUCAAUGUUUUUGCACUCUUAGAUGCCCUGAAAUGUAAAAUUUAAUGGGUUUUAUUCCAAAGAAGUUAAUUUUUGGUAAUUAUUAAAAAAAAUUAAAACUUUAAAAUCACUUUCCUAUGAUGUGUUUAUGUCAAAUAAACUUUAAUCAAACUAGAUGUUGGUUUGUUUAUUUUUCAGACUUCAAUUUGGGCAUGGCUGUACCCUGGUUUAAAAACAUAGUUCUAGUCUAAUAAAAGUUUUGUUUUUUAAUAUCAACUAUUUGCAACAUCCUCGUAUCCCUUAGUCCUUGGACUGUUGGGGCGCCACAGAUGACAUGUGAACCAUCCUCCUCCAUUCCUCUCUGUCUUCAGCACGACGCACUGCAUCGCCCAGUGUUAGUCCUGUCCAGUCUUUGAUGUUAUCCUCCCAUCUUUUUCCUUGUCUUCCUCUUCGUCUCCCUCCUCUUGUGGUGCCCUGCAAUAUUUCUUUGGCAAGCCCUUGUUUCCUUGUUACGUGGCCGUACCAUUGUAGUUUGCUAUGAAUAGAAAAAGUGAUUUAACUUUUGUUAUUAUUUUAAAAAAUGUAUAUAUAGGUACAGUCGCAAAAAAGAAGACAAUAGCUUUUCUUGCAAGAACUGUACCAUUAACUGUACAACAGGGAAAAGUCUUGAGAAAGGCAUUUAAUAAAGAUUACAAAGUAAGAUACUAUUUUUUAAAAUCUUUUAAUUGUAAGUUUUUAGUCCUUUAAUAGAAGUUCAAUAUAAGCAGUAGCAGGAUUCAAAAUAUAAAUUUUCAAUUCAUCCCCAUGCAACUCAUGAACACCCAUCACAUUUUUAACAAAUUGCAAGUUAAUAUUAUAACAUGACAUGCACAAAUUUCAUUAUAUUAAUCGAACUAGAGACCGACAGAAUUUUGGCUUCGGUUUCAUCAUCGAAAGUUGUCAUUUGAUCACUUUCGACCUAGUUUCGGUUUUGGCCAAAACAGAAAAGUUAACUUUCGGUUUAAUUUCUGUUUUGGUUGAAACAGAAAAGUUAACUUUCGGUUUAAUUUCAGUUUCGGACAAAAGAGAUUGAGACUUUCGGCCAUCUAGCAGAGGUCAGAUUGUCUGUCUUUCUCUAGGUCGGUAAUCCGAUAUUCAUUACUGCUCGACAUCUUUCUAUCAUCAUAUGUUAUAUGAUUAAUACUUUGCGAAAACUGCUCCCUCCUACUAGUCCUUUAUUUUUAAAAAAUUAAAUUUCAAUUAGGCCUAGGCAAAUGUAAAUAGUUUUAUGGAAUGGCAAUAUUUAUAUCAUAAUUUUUGUUAUAUGUUUUUUCCAACACAAAUAACCCUUGGUUUAUUUAAAUUCAUUUAUUUGUGAUAUUCAUUUUGAUUUACCACUAUCAUGCUCAUCAAUGUUGUCAUAUGCAAAGGUGAAUAAUACUGAAUAAUCCUAGGGAAUUAUUGUUUUUGUUUUAUUUUUUUUAAAAAUAAAAAUUAGGGAAACUUAGGCUUUUUCAAUUCAUUCAUUUCUUGAAAUUCUUCAUUAUCAUUCUCAUAAACAUUGUUAUUGACAAAACAACAUGCAUGUGCAUGUAUCACAGAAUAAUUAUGCUGUUGGCCCACUGCAGACCAGUUUACUUUUAUUAUUUUGGCGACCAAUGUAAGAUUUUAGAUGUCUUUUGCGAUUCUCCUCCAAGACAUGACAGAACAACAAUUUUAAGGGACCUGGUUAAAAAAACAUCUCCCCACCCCCCCCCCCCAAACCAAUGAGAUUAGGGGAGGUUGGUCGCUGAACGAAAUAAUUAUGUCACCAGCACGGAAAGACUAAUGUCUUGGUACUAUGCUAAAUAUUAAUACAUCAAUAUCUACCCAGCUAUUUAUGAAAACACAAAGUAUAAGUAUGAUGAUAACUGCGAAAUAUUGUGGUGAUAUUUAUAUAGCCUUAAUAACUGAUAUUUAGGUGACAAAUGGCUUUAUUAGCGCCAUAAUAGUUAUUGUAGAUAUAUGUUCUUAUUGUAAUUAUAUUAUAAAAGCAAAAGACACUCAAUGGUCUCUUACCAUACUACUUUAAAAACCUUUUUAAGGAGUUUAAAUUAAUUUUUUUUUUAAAUGGUAAAAGCCAAAGUAUUCAUUAGAAAUUUAUUGAUAUUCACAGUGAUCUCAUUUUUUUUAAUAAAAAGAAGGUAAAUAUUGAUACUUUCCCCCAUCAUUUUUCGAUGUAUGCAGAAUGUAUGCUUGAACGAAUUUCAAAAUACCUAAAUCUUUCGGUUUCAGCCGAAAGUCUUGUUAAGCUUUGGCUUUGGCUUCGGCCGAAAGUCUUGUUCAGCUUUUGGUUUCAUAUUCAGCCGAAAGUCAUUUUUAACUUUCGGCCUGGUUUUGGUUUCUGCCCAAGAUCAGAAAAUCACUUUCGGUCAGACUCUAAUUCGAACUUUAUAAAAAUGUGGUACUUAAAGUUUAUUUUUAAUUGUUGCAAUUUCUCCUUUAGAUCACACACAUCAUAGGAAGCACUAACGAAAGUUUAAAUCUGAAACUCAUCCUGAACAAAUUUGAUGUAAUAGUCAUGACCCCUAUGAUCCUUGUCAACCACCUUGAAAGUAAAACUCUCCGCUUGCGCCAUUUUUCUUUGCUGAUAUUUGAUGAGUGCCACCAUACGAGGAAAGAUGAGCCCUACAACAGGCUGAUGUUUUUUUAUCUGAAGGCGAAAUACAAAGGCAAUCCAUUUACAAAAGCUAAUUUGCCUCAAGUAAGGUUCCAUUUUUUUAAAGUUUUAUGAGCAUUAACUAUUUCAAUUUUUAAAAAUCUAGUAUAUAAAAUAAAGCUUUGUCUAUCAGUACUUUAAGCUGGACAAUACAUGAACUAUAAUGUAAAGUGAAAAAUAAAAUAAAUACAUUAGCUCCCCAAAUUAUAGUAAAAGUAUUUUAUGAAAUAUUGUUACAUAAUUAAACUAAUUUUAAAUUGUGUUACAGAUUAUUGGUAUGUCAGCCUCAAUUGGCAUUGAAAAAGCUAGAACUGUCAAAGAGGCAACUGAAAGCAUCCUUAAAAUUUGUGGAAAUCUGGAUGCCCCUAACUUAUCAACUGUAAUAAAAAAUGAGUCUGAGUUGCGGGAACUUGUGCCUGUGCCUGAAGAAAGUAAAUCCUUUUGUAACUCUGUCAGUCUUUUCUAGGACUUCCUAGUAAAAUAAAUAAAUGGCUUCAAUUACCAAAAAAACCCAAAAAUUUUAAUAAUAUUUUGCUAAUUUAAAUUAAAUUUACUGGAUGUUACCCAAGUAAAAAAAAAUAAAAUUUCUUCAAUACUUUAGAAGACAUUCAGCUCAAAGAACGGGAGGAGGAUGAUUCAUUAAAUAAAGUGAUAGAAAUUAUGAACAAGAUGGAGGAUCACAUCAAACAUGCUGGGCAAGGUACAAUUGUAAUAAAAUUAAUUGAAAUAGUUUGGUUCCUAAAUAGUUUGACAUUUUUAUCCUCUUUUUCAUAAUGUUUUGAUAGUUGUCUUGAAUGAUAGUUUCUAUUUCAACACAUUAAAAAAAAAAAUCAUCCACAUUCUAUAUGUUCUCACAUUUGAAACACCUAGAUCUACCCACACUUAAUAUCCUCAACUUUGUGUUUUAAAAUUUAACUUAAUUCCAAGUAUGAACAAAACUAUAUUUGUAUUUUAUUUUGUUCCUAUUUUUCAUGAGAACUAUCUCUUUAUUUUAUGUUUUUGUGUGUCAGCUUAGUCAAGGCAGCUGAUUCUUAUGUUUUUAAUUAUUUAAAAGGGUGUUUUUCCAUAUUUUUUUUUAAAUUAAAGAAACAAAAUUAUAAAAUCUAGUUUCCAGAAUCUGAAAAAAAUUUUUAUGAUACUACAUUGAGAGAAAAAAUAUUGGAUUUGGAAAUUGGAAAAAAAAAAACAUUAAAAAAAAAGCCAAAAAGCUCUUGAAUAAUUAAGAACAUUUGUAGUCAAUGAAACCUUUUUCAUCUUUUUCUUUUAAGCGAUUGGUCAUCCAGAAACUAAAAAAAAAACUGAAAACAUACCAAGGAAUAAAAAGAGCCAAGAAUAUGGUCAGUGGGCUGUUGAUUUAAAAAAUGCUGCCAAGUCUGUGCCUAUAAUUGACAAAUCCAGAGAAACCAACUCACCAGUUCGAACUUUAAUGAUAGCUACAGAUUAUUUAUGGGUCAGUGAAUUUGUUUUUAUUUAUUUAAUUUUUAAUUUAUUUCAACAAAAUAAUAAAAUCAAAACACUGAAUUUCUGCAUAAAGUAUAAGAUAUACUUUAAAUAACAGUUUUGAGAAGUUUUGGUAAAAAUUCUGAAUUAAUCAUUGACCACUGAUAGAUUAUUUGUUCAUAAAUUAUUGUUAUGCAGUCUAAGAGUUAUAGAAUAUACUUUACAAUAGAUAUCUUGGAGAUUUGAAUAUGGAUAGUAUCUCCUUCGAAAGCCCAAAAUAUUUUUUACAUUGAGUUAUUUUAGUGGUAAAUGUAUGAAAUAGCAAAAUCUAAUUCCAUGAUAGUGCUGUUUUAAAUUAAAAAACAGACUUUAAAUUAAUCAGAUAAGGGUUGGAUAUUUAUUAAUACAUAUUGACAAUAUUUCAGGCAUACAGUGUGGCCAUAGAGACACAUGACCUUGUUGAGUUGAAAGAUGUUAUGGUCUAUUUGAGAAAACGUUUUGAAAAAUACAGAAAUAAAGAUGGAGAACCAAAUGAAGAGAAAACGUUCUAUGGUUAUUUUGAAGGUGAUUGACUCCCUUUCAUAUAAUUUUGUAUAUUAUGUUUGUUUUACAGAGUUUCGUAGUUUAUGAGAAUUUAAGUUAAAUGGAGUAUGACCAUAGCAUGAAGUGCAUGCUUCUCCCUUUUAAGACGGUAAAGAGUAAAGAAGGUUGUUCAUUCUUACGUCAUAAUUUUUUUAACUUGGUAGGUGAUAACUGAUUACCAAUUUUUUUCGGAAUAUUUCAGAUUUAGAGCAGGUUGUCAAGAGAAGACAUAGUGAUGAAAAUCCUAAUUUAAUUAUUUUGGCUGAAACCCUAGUGGAUAAUCUUGUUAAAAAGGGGAAAGAGUCUCGUGGUAUUAUCUUUGUCAAGACUCGAGCUCUAGCAGAAGCUCUAGCCUCUUGGCUUAAUAGAUGCGGCUUUUCACUUCUGGAAAAACUCAAUGCACAUAUUUUUACUGGGACAAAUGCAAAAGAGGAGGAAGGAGGUAAUUAUAUUUUCUUAAAAUUUUACCAUUAAGCUGUCCCAUCCAAUUUUCCCCAUCCUGAGGUAGUGGUAGCAUCCAAUUUGGCAGAAAUUUUUUGAUUUUAUUUCAAAAUCAAGAGGUGCAUUUUGGAUUAUACCUAUUAUAUAUAUUGGUGCUGGGUGGCUGAAUGGUCAAAACUGACUCAAACCAAUUAGCUGGUGGUCUGGAGUUCAAUUUCCACCAAAGCCAACAUCCCAAGCACUCCGGUGGAUGGGACCCGUUAGCCUUGGAUGGCAACUUAUGUAAGAGAAGGCAAACUCUGAAUUCAAACCAGGAGCCAGAAUGAUCAAUAAAUUGAUUGUGGGCCCUCAAAUAAGAAGAAGAUUUAUUAGUAUUUAGUAUAUUACCUAGUACAUCUAUUGCAACCUUCUACACUUAAUUGGAGAGCAACGGAGGAGAUGCUAGUUAAAAAAUGUAGGUGUCAAUUAACCUUAGAACCAACAUGUGAGCCCAGGAACCCCUACGACAGGGGGCCUCAAAAGUCAAGCCACGGCUCUGCUUGACUUGCUUUUGUUAUGCAAUUAUUUCUUUAUGUUGCUAAAUAGCAAUUUAUUUUUUUUUUAUUUAAAACAUUUUGGGGGUUAACUAUUUAAUGAGUAAAUGAAUUUUUAAAAAAAACCUUUUCAUCACAAAAAAGCACAGCUAACAUUUCAUGACAUACUGAACUCACUGCUAACAUCGGGUGACAUAUUUAACUCCCUACUAACAUCAUGUUGCAUAUUAAUCGCAAAUAAAAAAAACAAUGAAAAACAACAACUUACUUAUAUAAAUAACUUUUUGUAAAUAUUUCUAAGUUUUAUCAGAGUCAAAAAGAACCAAAAAAGUGUUAAGUAAAAGGGUCUAUAAAUUUUUAUGGGUUUUCAAAACUGGUAUUUUUAUAAAUCAUAUAUGAAUGGCAAAAUUAUGUUAAGAAGACAUGAGUUGUUAAUAGAAGACAUCAAAUAUUUAUGCUUAUAUGUUGAAAUAUAAUUUGGAAUAGAUUGCACAUGUUUGAACCUUAGCAAGAACUAUAUUAAAAUUAUAAACGUUUAUAUUUAUGUAAAGGUACUUUUAUACCACGCUCUUUAAACUUGUGAAGUUUUUAAAAAAAUUAAAUUUGUUUACAUACUGAUAUAUGCAAACAACAGGAAGUACAACUUUGGCUUAUAAUCAGGAGCUGUCAGUACAAUAUUUAUAGGCUGUCGCUAUUCGGACCCGGGUCCGAGAAGUGAGAGUUUGAGUUUAUUAAAAAUUCUUUAAAAAUUAUUGCGGGGCUUGUAAGACAUAAUUAGGUAUCAAAUGAAAGAUAAUUGACUAUAUUUUUGUAAACUUACUUCUUAAUUUUAACUAAAAUGAAUUACAACAAAUGACAUCCGAAUAGCAUUUAGUCAAAAUGGACCCGGACACGCAGCGCCGCUAUUCAGACCCGGUUCCCUUUAGACUCAAUGCUAUUUUUGUCAUUUGUAAUAGUUUAUUUUAGUAAACAAAGUAAGAUCUUUAAGAUGAAAAUAGUGUUUUGUUAUAUUUUAUCAUUUAUCAGCCCAGUUCUUUUUGUAUCAUAUCUGAAUUUAUAGCAUUUAACAGUUUCUACUUUUAGUGAUUUUAAAUAUUUUAACAUUUGUAGUUCAUUUUUCCUGAUUAAAAAUGCAAUCACUACAUGAUUAUGUUGUUCCAGAACAAUUUUUGUUUUACUAUUUUGUUGAACUAAAUUGAAUGCAAGAAACUGUCUUGCAAAGGUAAAAGUGAAUCAUUCAAGUGAAUUUCUGACAACUUUUGUUAGUUAUGAGGGAUCACCGUUGGUUAGAUUAGAUUGUUGCAUCUUAAAUUACUUAGUAGAAGAAUGUUGUAUCUAUUAGAUUGUUGAAUCUACUAAUAAGAUUGUUGAAUCUAUUAUUAUAUUGAUGCAUCUGCUGUUAGAUUGAUGAAUCAAAUUAUUACAUUGAUGAAUCUACUAUUCGAUUGAUGAAUCAAUUAUUAGAUUGAUGAAUUUGCUAUUAAAUUGAUGAAUCUAUUAUUAGAUUGAUGAAUCUGCUAUUAGAUUGAUAAAUCUAUUAUAAGAUUGAUGUAUCUGCUAUUAGAUUGAUGAAUCUAUUAUUAAAUAUUUGAAACUACUAUUAGUAAACCGCUAUUUCAGGCAUGUCCUCAGUUAAACAAGAAGAAGUGAUUAAACGAUUUAGGUCAGGUGACAUCAAAGUCCUAGUAGCUACCUCUGUUGCUGAAGAAGGCCUUGACAUUCCUGACUGCAAUCUUGUAAUUAAAUACAAUCAUGUUGGCAAUGAAAUCACUACUGUCCAGACAAAAGGUUGUAAAUGUUUCAGAAUUCGUUUGUAUCACAUUUAGUUUAUAUAAAUAACUUGUUUUUAAAAAUAUUGUAAGAUGGGAAUGGUAGUCACUUUAAAAUACUAACUAGAUAAAAUAUUAGAAAACUCAAGGCUAGCCAUUCAUUAUGUUGUUUUAUAGUCGUAAAUUACUUGCUGUGACUAUUCUGAGGUGGGGUUUUAUUUUUGGCUUUUAAAAACACUUCUUUGGUUUUCCCUCACUUGCUCUGCAAGAUCAUUACUGUUUAUUUAUCUCUUAAAGUCACAAAUGAAAUUUUUUUUAAAUAUCAUAUUCAUUAUUUUUAAAUUUAAAAAUGCCAAGAAACAUAACAAGGACAACUUUCAGUAUAUAAAUGACAAGAGACAUUUAGGAGUGACUCUAUGUCACAUGCUUUUUCACCUUUGUUUAUGCUUUAACCAUCAUUACAAUGGGAGCUUCCAUUUUCUAUUUAAGGAAGAAGCAGGAAGCAUGGUGGUGUUUCAAUUCUCCUAGCUAUGGACGAUGUCUUAAGGCGGGAAUAUGUCAAUCGUGAAAAAGCAAAAGUUAUGAAAAAAGCCUUUAAAAAAAUUAAUGAAAUGGAUUUAAAAGAAAAGCAGGAAUUCAUUGACAAUUAUCAAAAAGAAAUCAUGCAAACAGCUGAGAUUGAAGAAGCUCUAGCCGCAAACAGGAGGCAGAAAUUAAGAGAUGUUGAUUUUUCAAUGGUAGGCUCAUAUGAAAAUUUAUAUUAUUAAAUUGAAAUUAUUAGAUUGUUAAGACAGUUAAUUCCCAGAUAGUCAUGUAAAUCUGUUAAUCAGAUGAUAGUUGUCGCUUGGAUUUAGAGUUUUGUCAUAUGAUAUCCAAAAAAAAUUACACCUCAUAAAGUUUGCAGGCAAUAGAAUUAUGAUUAUGAAAAAAUCAUUAUUUCUCCUUUAAUUCUUAUUUCAGGUUUGUCCUUUGUGUAGGAAAGUUUGUAUUGAGAAGAGGAACAUAAGGACAAUAUUUGACAAGUUUAGAGUAUCCAUUGACAGGUGUGUUUACUUAGCUGGGCUCAACUUUUAGAUUUAAAAAAACACAAGAGAGAUUACGGAACCAUCAUAGUGUUUAGUAAGGGUUCAAGGGUGAAGGUUUAAAUUAAAUGUAUGGUAUUUAACUUCAAUCGAAAUGAGAAAUUGUGUGGUCAAUCUUUAUUAAAUUUUAAAUAUAUAUUUUCUGCAUACAUUAUUUUGCAUUUUUCUCUUAAUUUUGAAUUAAUAUUUGUUACUAUGUAAUACUAAUGAGAUUCUGUAUAUGAAAAUCUGCUUUUAUUGCUGGCUCUUUAGAGGUUCUCCUUGAGCCAAUUUACCGGAAACACUAAUUUUAACUUUAAAAAAAAAAUGUUUAAACUGCACAAUGUGAUGCUCAGGCUAUUAAAUUUUUCAGAUGUGAAAAAAAAUCAUUUAAAUUAGUUUUUUUUAUGAUAGAUAAUACAAGUUAUUACAAUAUAAGAUCAAUUUUAAAAAAAACAAACUUUUAUAUACAAGUUAUAAAAUAAAAUUUUAAAUAGUUUUAAUUGACCUCAUAAAUACAAAAGUUUUAGUGAAUAUUACAAUAAUUUUUAUGAAUUUCUUAAAAAUAUUUAAAGUAUUUAUUUAAAGCAUUACAAGUUAUAUUUUCAAUAAGAAAUCACAAGUUUUCAUUAAAUUUAAACAGCUUUUAACAUGAUUUUAAUUUUUGUUUUGUUUCCAGGAACCUUCUAAAUGGCAAAAUCCUCAAAUGUGUUCCAAUGAAACAACGAUAUGUAGAUGAGUUGGAAAUGGUUGGGCCAGUGUUUUGUCGUGGUCAGCCUAAAUUAGGGACAACAUGUGGACACAAACUAGGCCAAAUGAUCAAAUAUGGUGGUGUUCCUUACUUUGCCAUGAGGCUUGAAAGCUUUGGCUUCUACAAAAAUUCUACAGAUAACUUGGAUUGUUUCAAAAAAUGGAAAGAUGUACCAUAUAUAACUCAGAAACUGACCCAUGAGGAUAUUGUAGAGUAAGUAUUCCUUAGUUAUAUAUUUUUAAAGAAGUAUUCCAAAUGAAGUAGCUACUCAAUUAUUUGAAAAUGUAUCUGCACACUUAUUCUACCAUUGGUUAUCUACUUAUCAAUAGUAAUUCUUUUUAAAAAUGUCUGUUAAAAAUAUCUGAACAAUUUACUGAGUUAUCAAUGUUGCAUGCUGUAUGUAGGUACAUCAAAGAAACCCAGGGAGCUAUCCAGAUUGGUGGAGAUGAUGAUGAUGAUCAAGGUAGUAGUGAUGAUGAAGAGACUCAAAUUCAAAAAGUCAAGAGGACAUCACUUCCACUUACAGGUGAUACAGCACCUGGGGAUGAAGCCAAUUCUGUGACUUUGGAUGAUGUGAGGCAAAACUCAGGUCAGCCUCACCCAGGAAUAACUGGCUCACUUGCAAGAAAAGUAGAGUCUGAAUUAGGGAAAGCUCCAACUUUAAACGCAAAUUCAAUCAUUUCUGAACUAAACAUUUCUGAGCAGUCCUCAAUAAGCAUUGCUAUGAGUGAGACCAGUGGUGAGUCUUGAGACAUGUCUCAAAUUAAAAUUUACACAGUUGUCAAAAUGUAUGCAGCACUGUCAAAGAAAUAUUUAUUUUAGACUAUUUAUUGCUUUUUUAAAAAAGAAAUACCAGUGAUUUCACGAUUAUAAUUAUAGUCACA
This is a messenger RNA of Lymnaea stagnalis (great pond snail), 21797 nucleotides long. The record is from the annotation of a GenBank genome assembly. NCBI's taxonomy places the organism in Eukaryota, Metazoa, Mollusca, Gastropoda, Lymnaeidae.